Messenger RNA from Cottoperca gobio, 3109 nucleotides. Its product is annotated as alpha-2 adrenergic receptor. The transcript has a single exon. Bases 295 to 1596 code for a protein of 433 amino acids. Gene Ontology annotation, cellular component: plasma membrane. The record is from RefSeq and is a predicted model, not a curated record. Lineage: Eukaryota; Metazoa; Chordata; Actinopteri; Perciformes; Bovichtidae. Gene Ontology annotation, biological process: regulation of smooth muscle contraction; G protein-coupled receptor signaling pathway; regulation of vasoconstriction. Gene Ontology annotation, molecular function: epinephrine binding; alpha2-adrenergic receptor activity.
ACUCAAGUCCUGACUAUCAGGAGACGCGUGAUAAGUCUAUAAAAGGGGUGCAAAGAGGGGUUAUUUUUUUGUAUUGAAGUAAGUAAUGUUGAGAUAUGGUCAACCGGCUGCACAUAACCCCCAAAGACUACGUCAAGUUGGAAUCUUUUCAUGGGCGCGUGUCCAUCUCCUCGGUAAAUUGGCUGCGGAGCUGCGAGUUUUUUUUGAUGGACUCCUCAGUCAUUAACGGGCUGAAUGUGAAUUCAUGCCAAGAUCCAGCCACUCCAGGAUAUACAUAAAGCGCGCAGAGUCGGGAUGGAUUCGUUUAACGCCAGCGGAAUGGACGCGUUCACGGUGAUCCAUCUGAAUUCCUCUUGGAGUCUGGACAGUGGAUAUUCUUUAGCAGCGAUAGCCAGCAUUGCCGCUCUUGUAAGUUUUCUCAUUCUCUUUACCGUUGUUGGGAAUAUUCUGGUGGUUAUUGCGGUGUUGACGAGCAGGGCGCUGAAAGCCCCACAGAACCUGUUUCUGGUGUCUCUGGCCACCGCGGACAUCCUGGUCGCCACUUUGGUGAUGCCGUUUUCUCUGGCGAAUGAACUUAUGGGCUACUGGUAUUUUGGAAAAGUUUGGUGCGGCAUUUAUCUGGCUUUGGAUGUUUUGUUCUGCACUUCGUCUAUUGUUCAUCUGUGCGCAAUAAGCCUGGACCGCUACUGGUCCGUUACGCAGGCUGUAGAGUACAACCUGAAGCGGACUCCCAAACGCGUCAAGUGCAUCAUCUUAAUUGUGUGGCUUAUAUCUGCUUUCAUCUCAUCUCCGCCGCUCAUAUCUAUAGACAGCAACAAGGAUAUCAGCUCUCAGCCUCAGUGCGAGCUGAAUGAUGACACUUGGUACAUCCUCUCCUCCAGCAUGGCGUCCUUCUUCGCUCCGUGCUUAAUCAUGGUGCUGGUGUAUAUCAGAAUAUACCAGGUGGCCAAAACCAGAACCAGAACCAUGUCGGGAAAGAAUCUGAGGCCAGAUGGUGCUACACAAACUGAGAAUGGACUGAGCAAAGCCACCUCCCCUUUCCAUGGCGAGAGAGAGAACGGCCACUGUCAGUGCCCACCUACGCCCAGCCAACGCACUGUCACUAUCGGGCAACAGACUGAGGAUGGUGACAUAGAGGAGAGUUCCUCCUCAGAGGGCAAAGGUCACAAAGCCCAGCAGGAGGACUCCCUGAAAGCCAAGAGGGCCAGUCAAAAGAAAAUCUCCCUCUCCAAACAGUCCACUCGCAUCUCAAGAGUCAGUAACAAAUCCAUGGACCUCUUCGCCUCCAGGAGGAAACGUCGUCGGAGCUCCUUAGCCAGGAAAAAGGUCUCUCAAGCCAGGGAAAAGAGGUUUACAUUUGUGUUGGCUGUGGUCAUGGGGGUGUUUGUUGUGUGCUGGUUCCCCUUUUUCUUCAGCUACAGCCUAUACGGUGUGUGCAGGGAGCCCUGUAAGAUCCCAGAGCCGCUCUUUACAUUCUUCUUCUGGAUUGGCUAUUGUAACAGCUCCCUCAACCCUGCCAUCUACACCAUCUUUAACAGGGACUUCAGACGCGCCUUCCAGAAGAUCCUCUGCAAGUCGUGGGGAAAGUCCUUUUAAGUUGUGGAGCAGAACUGCUGCAUAAACCGUGACAAUCUUUAAGGAAAUAGCAAAGUGAAAAAAAAAACCAAGCCUGUUUUGUCUAUUACUGCCACUCGUUGCUCACUGUUAAGUCUCAUUGUCCUGUUGUAAUUCAGUCACGGUAGUGCACGCCACCAACCGCCUACUGGGUGUCUCCACAAGUUUUAACAUGCAGUGUGUUUCCAUUACAGGCUUUCCCAGUCUCAUUAGUGAGCACCACCAUUCCUUUCUUCCUACUGAAGUGUGCUGUAAUGCUUUAUAGUGUAUCAUUGACCAAGCUCUUUAUACAUCCACAAAAGAUGCACACAUGGCUGGAUUUAACUGGCCCAGGGCGAAAAUUAGCUUGAGAGCCCCCUUAACCGCACUUAUUUGCUCCUAUUUACUCUGUGGAAUGUGUACAAUUAUUCAUUUUUAACAUUUUUGUGCUGGAAUAUUACUCGGCCACAGAUUUGCUGUCUGGUUAAGAGAGGCCUAAUAAUUUGGGAAUAUGCAACGUACAGUACAGAAGCACACAAACUGAGAUAAUGAAGGUUUUAAAACGUCAUUUUGUCACAAGGAUCCUUUUCCUGACGAGGCCUUAACUGAAUAGUUGACAUUUUGGGGGGAAAAAAAUGCUUAUUUGUUUUAUUGCCGCAAGCUAGGUGAGGAGAUCGAUACCAAUGUCAAACUAUUACCUUGUAGAUUAGGUGAUAGAACCAAUCGAAAAGGCCCCUUAUCGUGUCAAUGUUGUGCUUCUCACACACACACACACACACACACACACACCUCUCUUUCACGCUUGUUUACAUGUGACCUCUCCUCAGAUGCUUAAUAUGUCUACGAGUCCUUAGCAGUUCAACCUAAGCGAUUUUACUUUCUCUAAUUAUUUAAUUUAAAUAUUGUUGACUUAAACUAUCUAGUAUUUUACAGAAAAAGGGAGAGAGAGAGAGAAUCAUUAAGUAUACAUGAAUAUAUGACACCUUUGGGGGGUCUGACCGCUGACUGUGGAUACAAUUUAACCAUGUACUUUCUUUUUUGUCUGUUUGCCAUGAUGAUGUUGGCCAUGUCAGCUUUUACAUCUUUUGUUGAGUGUCUAUGCUGUAAAAACUGAGUGAGAGCCUGGUAAAUUAGCCGUGUUCUUCAAGUUCCCGGUGCUUCGAGUGCAUCCGUGAUUGACAGCACAGCUGACGAACGACAAAAGCACAAAUUCAGUCUAAAUCCCCACAAAGUCUGUGUUCUGAUCUCUGACUGGACCUUGAAGAUUUGAGAAGGGCUGACACUCCAGACGAUAAGCUAAUUAUUUGUAUGACGUUUAUUUUCACAGUGGCCAUAAACGACGGAGUAUUAGGGAAUAAAAAUGCAUUUAUUCUUUCAAGAAACUACCUCUCUGUUUGUAUAGUUUCUGUUGUUUGUUUUCAGGUUUACAGUUUUCAAAGUGCAGUGCACAUCUUUCCUCUGCUUAAACUGUCUGCUGUCUUGCAAAAAAAUAAAACAUGAAUGAGUCUUAUGUGCA